AUGUCAGAUUCAUCAUCUUCAUCAGAAAAAAUGUUGGUCAUUUUGGAUGGUAUCCUUUGGGCACCUUCGGCAGCGGAACGCGACAUCACUAGGCGACACGCAGUAACCCAGCUAGCUGCCAAAGAAGCAUCGGAACGCGACCAUCACUGGGUGACACGCAGUAACCCAGCUAGAUGCUACGAUACCCAAAAGACAUCUGAACUUAUGCAAUGCUUUACAUACUUGCCAGCCGGACGUCGCAAUCUCCUCUCUCUGCACGUUGCUGAAGGUCCUGUUUUAAUACUUUCAGAGCGCGACCAACAUUAUCGUCGAUACAAUAAUUUGCCGCGAUGGCAUCGUAUGUCCAAUUUUUUGUGGGUUGGUCGAAGAGCCUUGACAAGUUAA
Molecule: messenger RNA, 384 nt
Organism: Paraglomus occultum
Lineage: Eukaryota; Fungi; Glomeromycota; Glomeromycetes; Paraglomerales; Paraglomeraceae
Source: the annotation of a GenBank genome assembly